Molecule: messenger RNA, 1083 nt
Organism: Linepithema humile (Argentine ant)
Lineage: Eukaryota; Metazoa; Arthropoda; Insecta; Hymenoptera; Formicidae
Source: RefSeq, a predicted model, not a curated record
AUGGAUGGUAAGGCGCGAUCUGGCGGGAUAGAAAAGAGGAAGGCAAGGGAAAGAUGCAUGAGCCUGGGGAAUGUUGAGGAAAUGUUUAAGAGGAAGAGGGAAAAAUCAGGGGAGAGAAGGAAGGAGGAGGAGGAUGAGGGAUUUAGGAAGAGUAGGAAAACGCAGAGAUCGCCAGGGAAAAUGGAGGGGGAAGGAGGGGGAGAGACAGAGGGACAGAGGGAAGGAGGGGCAGAGGGUCUAGAGGAGUUGAUCAGGAAGUGGAAAAAGGAAAUGGAGGAGGUAAUGGAGGAAAUGAGAGGGGUAAAGGGAUGGAGGGAAGAAUUAAGGGCGAUGAAGGAGGAGGUGAAAGAAGGGAUUAAAGACAAUGGAAGGAUGGUAAGGGAGGAAAUGGAGGAAAUGAGAAGAGAAUUUAGAGAGAGAGAGAGGAGGUGGAAGGAGGAAAGGGAGGUCAUGAAAAAAAGUAUAGAAGGACUGGAGGAAAAAGUGGAAAGAAUAGAGGGGAGGAAGGCGGAAAAGGGAGAAGAGGGAAGGAGAGAGGGGAGAGAGAGCGAGGGGGAAACAAAGGACAGACUAAAGAAAGUAGAAAGAAGGAUAGAGAUGAAGGAGAGAGAGGAGAGGAGGAAAAAUAUAUUGAUUAAAGGGGUAGAGGUGAAGGAGGGGAAGAAGAAAGAGGCGGUGGAGGAGAUAUUUAGAGCCGUGGGGGCAAAGGUAGAGAUCAAAGAAAUUAAGGGAUUAGGAGGAGAGGGCGGAAAAGGAAGGGAAAUGCUUUUGGUUAAGUUGGGGAACGAGGAGCAGAGAAGGGAAGUGUGGGCGAAGAAAGGAAUGUUGAAGGGCAGGAGAGAAAGGAUAUUGGAAGACUGGACAUGGGGGGAAAGAAGGAUGAGAUGGAGGCUGGAGGAAGUAGCACGGAAGGAGGAAAGGGAAGGGAGAAAGGUGUGGAUAGGAUACGGCAAGGUUAGGGUUGAUGAACAAUGGUGGAGGUGGGACGAGGAGGAGGAAGUGCUGAGAGAUGGGAAGGGAAACAUAAGACAGGGGGGACAGGGGGAAGACGGAGGAGGAGGGAAGAAGGAGGAGAGGAGGUAG